GUGUCUUGGAUUAAAGAUUAAGGUUCCAGCUGGGUUUUAUCUGCUUCUGCUGGUUUUACUGGCUGCUGACAAAAUAAUUUCCUACUAAUAAAAAUAUACACGAAGGAAGUAAAAGAGAAGAAUGGAAAAACAAACAGUGCUGCGUCUGAAUCACGCGAAUGACACACACACACACACACAGUCGUCUUCAGGCAGUCUCAACAUGGACGCCCGGUUGGUCUGCAGCACUGUGAGUCUGCUGUUAUCUGUUACAGCAGUUUUGGAGGCAGGACUUUCACCUGUAACAGAGAAUCCCCCCCCCCCAGCAGCCCUCGGAGAUGACGGCUGGUCCAUGAUCGUGCAGUCGGAGGUACGAGCCACCGAGGGCUACCCGGUGUUGCUGCCCUGCACCUUCAGCCACCCGACGCACUCCCAGCAUUCCUCCCUGCAGGUGCUGUGGCGUCUGGGCCACGGCCAGGGCGCCACCGUCCUGUACCGCUGCACCAGCCGGGCCGGGGCCCCAACCUGCGAGCCGGGGCCCAAGCAGGACCAGCGCUACCGGCUGGAGGGCAACCCGAGGGAGCACGACCUGUCGCUGCGGAUCAACAGCGCCACCCUGCAGGACAGCGGACGCUACUACUGCCGAGUGGAGGUUCAGGGGCGAGAACAUGUGAGCUUCGAGGACAAGAUGGGAACCAGACUGAGAGUGGAGGCUCCUCCAAAGAUCCUGGAUCUGUCAGUGGAGGGCACUGAGCAGUCCGGGUACAGAGCCGUGUGCCGGGUCCAGGGCUCCCCGCUGCCGGACGUGCAGUGGCUCGGCCCGGACGACCUGCUGGAGGGUUCUCUGGUCGUUCCGAUGGCUCAGGGCUCUGCGCCACACUUCCACACCGUCAGCCAGCUGAGAGACGUGCUGCCGGGUCAGCAGUACACCUGCAGCGCCUCCAACCCUCGGGGCAGAGAGCAGGCCACCCUGUACGUCCUGACCCCCAAACCCCCGCCGGCCGUCCCCGGGGCCUCGUCCCCUCUCCUGCUCCUCCUGUCUGCGUCUCUGGGGGCAAAGGUCCUCCUGCUGCUGGCGAUGGGGGUGUGGAUGGUGCAGGGCGGAGCUCUGCAGGGAGUCAGCUGCUGGUGGAAAUAACCUGCGCUGAUGUUAUUUAAUGUGUUUACUUUAAGCAGCACGUUCUUUCAAGUCCCUUAUUCAGCAUCUAUAAGCACUAUAUUAACAUUUAAUAAAGGGUUAAUAACCAGCAGAUAAAAUAAACACUGUUUUUAUAUGUAUUUAUUAACAACAGGAAGUGGAUUUAAAACAAUAAAACACUGAGAAGCUAUAAUUACUGACAAAUACUGAACAUUAAUAAACAUUUUAAAUGUUCUUUUAUCGGCCUACAGCUACAUUAUAGUGUGUUACAGACCCUUUAUUAAAUGUUUGCACACUGUUUAUAAAUGCUUAAUACAGAAAGUGUAUCCACUUUGAUUGCCUGGUUUAUCUGUAUUUCUAGGGAAGACUUAUCAUUAUUAUUACCAUGUUUAUAUUUAAUUGCUAGACCUAAAAACAGUUUCAGAGGCUUCUUUGUCCUGAUAAACAUCCAAUAAAGUGCUGAAGGAAACACAUUUUUAAAUAAUAAAUAUGUUUAUUGAGAAGAAAUAUUGUCUUUUGGAAGGAGCCAUGUAAAGUGUAAUAAAUGAUUAUGUAAUUAUAAA
Messenger RNA from Micropterus dolomieu (smallmouth bass), 1680 nucleotides. Its product is annotated as V-set and Ig domain-containing protein. Gene Ontology annotation, biological process: regulation of osteoclast development; regulation of actin cytoskeleton organization; regulation of bone resorption. The coding region runs from base 122 to 1117 and encodes 331 amino acids. The transcript has 3 exons. NCBI's taxonomy places the organism in Eukaryota, Metazoa, Chordata, Actinopteri, Centrarchiformes, Centrarchidae. Gene Ontology annotation, cellular component: plasma membrane. The record is from RefSeq and is a predicted model, not a curated record.